CAAAUUCUGCACCUAUUCCAUUUGAAAUUCAGUCAAUUUUUGGUUUAUUCGAUCAAGUGGCAUUACUUCGUUGUUUUGAACAGCACCGAGAAUUAGGAGUUGAUAUUGCUCCAUUCGUAUUCGGUAUGUUGGUACAUGCAGCUAUGAUGCUUGAUGGGGUGGAAGUUUUCAAUCCUGAUGCUGUUGGCUUUCUUACAUCAAUGAAUUUAUUCAUUCAUUUAAUUGGUGAACCUGGUACUAAUAAAUCUGGUUUAUUCCGGAUCUUCAAUAAUAGCAUCAAUGUAUUACGAAAAAUUUUUCCUUCUUUCUUUUCGAAACCAUGUACGGAAGUUAUCAAAGAUGAAGAAAUACAAAAUACAGUUGAUUUAAUUGUAAACAAUGAAACGGAACUAGCUCUAUUUCAACGACUCUCAAAACGGGAGAAUGUAUUUUUUUCAAGUGACGAACUUGAUGUUUUUAAUACUCGAUUUGGAGUUUAUCAAGGCAAUAUGCCAGCCAAUGAUAUGAAAAUAUUUGCUUCGAAACUCUUAUGUCAAGCAUAUGAUAUUAUGAAAAACGUUACUCGUACAACUGGAUCUUCAUCAUAUUUUAUUAAACGUGGCUCCAUCAAUAUUUUUGGUGCAUCAACAGGUAACAUGUUAUCAUCUAUAUGUCAACAAUACAACAGUGAUGCUAUGUCCGAUGGUACUGUUAGUCGAUAUUUAUUCGUCACAACUUGUGCCCAUAAAAGUUUAAAUGACGUACCAUCAGAAAUUUUAUCUGUACAACCAAAUACUGUGCAUAUUUUAAUCGUACUUCGUUUGUUGGCUCAAUAUAAACUAAUUUUUGUAUUUGGACAACAUCAACUUCCAGUCAUUGUACCAAAAAUCAUUAUAGUUCCAUCGGAUAUAGAAGAAGCUCGAAAAAAUAUCUUAAAUCCAAUUCCAGCAACUGAGCCAAUUUCCACCUUAAAACCAAAUGUGAUUGUCGACAUUAAACAAGCUGAUAUUGAACUAGAUGGAUCAAUAAUAUCUCCAUUUAAUGCUAUUCGUCGUAUUAUAAAUGCCGAAGAUAAUAAAUCUACACAGCUUGAUACCAAUGGCAAACCAACUUUUACACCAUUGCAAUGUGCUUUUCAGCGUAAAAGUAGCAAUAAAUUGGCUCGUUUAGCUGCAUUAUGUGAAGCAAUAUCAUAUGCCAUUAAGUUAUGUUCGGAAUGCAUUAAUAUAGUUCGAUUUGGCGACGGCCUUUAUUUAAAAGAACAUAUUGAUGAUGUACAAAUUAAUUGGUUAAUGAAAUUUCAUGAUAAUGUAAAAUUACUUAUCGAACGAGAUAUUACAAUGGCUCCAAAAUUUGGAACAGAUCAACGUCCGUUACUUAUUAUUGAAAAACCAGCUGUUCAUGCUUCAAAUAUGCUCCAUCAAUACACUUCAUCUACCAUUUCGGCUCUCUUCGAUGGCACAGAAAUGAACAUCAAUGAACCAACAAAUGAUAAUAAUGACAAUCCGAUUAAUAAUGUAUUGCCUAAUAAUGCUUUCUAUGAACACCAAGCCAUUUUGCUCAAAAUGACAUCACCUAUUCUUGUGAGAGCUUGGUUCAACAAUGAAAUUACUGGUCUUCCAUUCACGAAAACUUUUAAAAAUUACCGAAAAUCAAAAAGCAAAUUGCCAAAACUCAAUCAAGCUGUUGAUGAAUUAGUUCAAAAUGAUAUUCUUAAGAAGGGCUUUCAAAAUACUCGACACAUUGUUGCUGCUCGAAAAGAAACUUAUUUGAAAACGUCGCCAGCUACUAUUCGUGGUAAUAGCAACAUGCUUGGUUAUCUUCAAUCAAUUAGCGUCGAUAUUGAUACUUAUGAACAUGUGUAUCUUUCGUCACCAUUACCAAUGAACAUGGAAUUAACUACAUUUGCAACUAAUGUAAUUCUAUUCAAUGAUGAUUAUGUUGAAUACUGUCAUCUAUUCAACGAUGCUCGUAUCGAAAAAGAAAUGGAAGAACGAUUGACAAAACAUAUGAUUGAAUCCAGAAUGUCAUUUGGUCGAAAACAAUACUUUAUGCCAUUGCUAUCUCAAAUUGCUGUACAAGGUAAAGUUAAACUUUUACCAAACGAAUAA
Messenger RNA from Adineta ricciae, 2090 nucleotides. NCBI's taxonomy places the organism in Eukaryota, Metazoa, Rotifera, Eurotatoria, Adinetida, Adinetidae. The record is from the annotation of a GenBank genome assembly.